AGUGCUCUUUUUGCAGGUUACGUUUUUACACUGCCAGUAUGCAACAUAAAUAUUUUGUGUUAUGAACAAUUCAAUGAACCAUUUACUCGAUUCGUUAACACGGAGUCGAUAAAAAUGUGUCUUUCAACAACACCACUACUAUGGACCUGACCAAUGCUAGAAUGUGAGCCUUCUUUAAUUAAGUACUGAACAAUUUAUAUUGUGUGUCCUGCUGUCAACAAAUAUAUUUUUUUAAUUAUAUGUGUCCAUAGAAAGGGGUGCAAUGGUUGCCAGAGAAAUGCUCAUUUCGGCCGCACAGAAGCUAUUGUGUCCUCGUAAGAAACGUUUAUCUCCGUCUACAUGUCUUGACGUGACUGUUCAAAUAAUGGCUGUGGAUCUGGGCGUCAAACCUGCGCUGUUGUACGACAGUAAUGCAGCAUCUCCAGAACAGCUUCACCUGUACCUCAGUUCACUGCAGGAGUAUGGAGUUGUAACCAAUUCACUACGGAUACUGUCCAUUGAUGACAACACAUUCAUUUUUAACCCUGCCACUGUUCAGUCCCACCUGGAUGAACUGCUCAAAAGCAAAAGUCUCCUUCUAAUUGACGUAUGUCCCUCAAGAAAACAACCUGUCUUGGCUGGCUUGGAAAAGAGAACUGAGGAUAUGAUCAAAAGUCUUUCAGGAGUCUACAUGAAUGAGAUGGACAAAGGCUCCUCUGUGAUUCUGUUGGGAGAAGAGUUGUAUAAUGACUGGAACUUGUGUACUCUCUUUGGAAUCCUGUUAGGUUAUCCAGCCACCUACUGGUUUGACCAAACUAAGGGAUUUGGGAACUGUCUUUGUAUGACACCACUGGUGGUGUGCACUGUUUGGAUCACAUGGCAAACACACGACAUAAAUCAUCGCUGUUGUCUUUAUUCAUUUAGUGUUCCUGAGGAGCUGUGGUCAGAAGUGCAAAGUCAUAUGCAACGGUGGACAGAGCAUUUGAGAGAGAGAUUUAACAAACAGACAGUUCUGACUGAUCUCUGCUUUUCUAGGGAUGCCAUCACUUUGCCCUCUGUGACCCUUUGAAUAAACCUGAUUUGUUUCUUUUUA
Molecule: messenger RNA, 1072 nt
Organism: Rhinichthys klamathensis goyatoka
Lineage: Eukaryota; Metazoa; Chordata; Actinopteri; Cypriniformes; Leuciscidae
Gene: cunh1orf74
Product: chromosome unknown C1orf74 homolog
Exons: 1
Coding region: 263-1048 (261 amino acids)
Source: RefSeq, a predicted model, not a curated record